AUGUUGCUUCUACGAGCUGCGUUAAUUAUAGUAACCUUGGGUUUCACAAGAGCAGCUUCUUCAAGUGAAUGUUGUUCUAUAUUGAAAUCCAAUAUCACAGCUGCACCGAAUAGUAAAGCUUAUAAUGCCACCAUUUACGGCUUUUGGUCUGGCCAAGCACGCGAUGAUAAACCAACUUGUGUUCUACAACCAACUAGUAGAGAACAUGUGGCUGCAGUGGUGAGAACUCUUACUCGAUGGCAGUGUCAAUUCUCAGUGAAAGGAGGCGGUCAUACACCAUUUGCUGGAGCGGCAUCAAUCAAUGAUGUAGUCACCAUUGAUCUGGCUAAACUCAAUACUAUAUCGGUGGAUAAAAAUGUCGGAAUCGCACAUGUUGGCGCAGGAUUGAAGUGGGGACAAAUUUAUGAGUAUCUGGAAACUAAGGGUAUGAUGGUCUCUGGUGGUAGAGCAUCUCUGGUUGGAAUCGGCGGGUUAGUUGUUGGAGGUGGUUAUUCAUGGUUUGCGCCCCAAAAAGGUUUCGUGGCGGAUACUGUUAUCAAUUUCGAGCUUGUGGUUGGUAACGGUUCAAUUAUCAAUGUGAAUGCCACUUCGAAUGUAGAUCUUUUCGUCGGAUUGAAAGGAGGAGUUUCUGGUUCGCAAAGUAUCCUUAAUGUUAUUGAUUAUGUCGCACCAGUUGAAGCUCCAGCUAUUUACUCCGAUGCAUUGGCAAUUCCGAAUUUAAUAUCUAGCACAAUGCGAAUUACGAAUGUGAGUUCAUUGACUGAUGAGCUUGCUGGUGGUACCUCGACUUUAAAUUCUAGGUACAUCUUCGUCACUACGACCUUUUCGAAUAGUGCGGGAAUGUACGAAACAGCUGUGAAUAUCUCAAACAAGCAUUUGGAACCUUUCAAAAACACUACGGGUCUUGUGUGGUCUAUUCUCUUUCAGCCUAUUCCACUGAUCGUCAGCGAACGCUCGAUAGCAACUGGUGGAAAUAUUAUGGGUGUGGAUCGGAACAAAGAAAAUUUGACGCUCUUUUUGGUCUAUGUGACUUGGCUUAAAGCUUCGGAUGAUCAAAAGUUCACUGAUGCAGCUUAUGCUACGGUCGAUGAAAUCAAUGCGGUGGCGGGGACUCUUGGAGUUACAAAUCCUUUUAUCUAUCUUAAUUAUGCAGGCCAAAAGCAAAAUCCAUUGGCGGGAUAUGGUGAGGGGAAUAUGGAGAAGAUGAGAACCCUGAGUAGGAAGUAUGAUCCACAAGGGACUUUUCAAAAAUUGGUCAAAGGGGGAUUUAAAAUCCCGGGUAUGGAAAUUGUUGUGGACUGGAAAGUCGGAAUUCUAGAAAUUACAUGGACGAAAGAGUCAGUUUUGCUGUACUAA
Botrytis deweyae is the source of this 1356-nucleotide messenger RNA. RefSeq lists its product as uncharacterized. The transcript has 4 exons. The record is from RefSeq and is a predicted model, not a curated record. NCBI's taxonomy places the organism in Eukaryota, Fungi, Ascomycota, Leotiomycetes, Helotiales, Sclerotiniaceae. The coding region runs from base 1 to 1356 and encodes 451 amino acids. Gene Ontology annotation, molecular function: FAD binding.